AUGUUCAAGGACGAGACAGGUGAUUCAUCCUGUCGCAGCUUCCCCUAUGGACCGGCCGCAGACGACUACUACAGCCUCUAUCUGCCCAACGAUGAUCAAGCACAUGGACUGAUGCUUCCCGAGAUCGUGGUCAAAAUGCCAUGGACCUCCAAAUUCGUUGUCAAGCAUGACCAUCCCCGGUCAAUCACCGUCCUGGAUACCUCGAACGGAAACGACACUGCGACAGCCGUAAACAACGCCCUACAGGAGGUCAUAGACCAAGCAGUUGAUCAAAAGCUUUUCCACAUCCUCAAUGGCCAGCAUAGCGAGCCCUUCGCUAUCGCCGGGGCGAGGUACGAUUCUCCUGUCAAACUGGAAAGGUUCGCCACUCCUCUCUUCGGCAUCACGACCCGCGGCGCACAUCUCGUCGCCUACAAUCAGACGGACGACGGAAUCAGGCUCUGGAUACCACGAAGAGCGCCUCAUCUCUAUAUCUGCCCCGGCAUGCUCGACUCUACCGUUGCCGGUGGAGUCAAAUCCGGCGUCCCUCCCAUGCAGACCAUAAUCGAGGAGUCCGACGAAGAAGCAUCCUUACCCGAGCACCUGAUCCGGAAACACGCCAAAUGCAGAGGCGUGGUAUCACACAUGUCUCUAACAGGCUCCCUCUUCCCUGGAGAAAAAGGCCUCGUGUGUCCAGAUUACGUGUAUGUCUACGAUAUCGAAUUGCCGCCAGAUACCAUCCCAAAGACUCACGACGAUGAAGUGAGUGGCUUCACUUCCAUGACGGUCGAAGAAGUCGGCAGAGCCAUGUUGAAUGGAGAAUUCAAACCUGAUGCUGCUGCCGUGAUUCUUGAGUUCUUCAUCAGACAUGGCAUUGUGACGCCUGAGAAUGAGCCGAACUUUGUCGAGAUCAAUAUGCGUCUUCAUCGGAGGCUACCUUUUAGAACUGGUUGA
Pseudocercospora fijiensis CIRAD86 is the source of this 933-nucleotide messenger RNA. RefSeq lists its product as uncharacterized. The transcript has a single exon. Bases 1 to 933 code for a protein of 310 amino acids. The record is from RefSeq and is a predicted model, not a curated record. NCBI's taxonomy places the organism in Eukaryota, Fungi, Ascomycota, Dothideomycetes, Mycosphaerellales, Mycosphaerellaceae.